Messenger RNA from Striga asiatica, 561 nucleotides. The record is from the annotation of a GenBank genome assembly. NCBI's taxonomy places the organism in Eukaryota, Viridiplantae, Streptophyta, Magnoliopsida, Lamiales, Orobanchaceae.
AUGGUAGGGGAAGAAGUAAACCUUACCCGUGCUUGGCAACCCCAAGCAUCCUACGAGGUAUCCACUAGAAGGAUUCAAAAAGAAGCCAGCCCAGUUAUCACGAAAGAGAGGAAAUGGCGCUUUCAGAGGCCUACUCCCCCUCCGCUUCUAUCCCUUGGACCUUUAGGGCUUCUUAUUAAGGCAUCCAGAAGAUCUGCUUGGUGUGCAGCUAGGAAGCAGCUAAUAAAUGCAUUCCUUCAUGCUCAGAAUCAUAAGGCCGGCGAUUACUCCUUCCCUCCUAGUAUAGCCCGCCCCUCAAAGGCUCCCGCUGUAGCAAAGGAAGAAAGCGUAGAGGCUCUGCCUGAUCUGAUCCCCGGAGAUGGACCGACUUCUGACCCUGGCCCCAGCUUAACCACACUAAUCUUUCUGAAGUCUAAUUGGAAGACUGCUAUUGAAUCAGCGCUUUCAAUGGUUCGCGACUCCACUGCUAUUGAUAAGGGCUGCGGGACUCUUGUUAGCCGCUUCUCCCGUCCAGGAUUCAGCAUUCUUGGAUUAGGCCGGGCUUCUCUCUUUAAGCUUUAA